UAAAGCAAUACAUGACUCUAUAUAUUACGCUGUAACGAGGAAGAGACUAGAAUGGAGUGUAAGCCAUCUCAAGGGUCUCCUGCUCCCUUACAUAUCAAUCUGACUAGCCGAAUUUUCCCCGGAGCUGGACGGAAAAUGGGUUCUUUCUGUGGAUUUCUAGAGUUUCAGAAUUUCUUUCUUGGUUAAGUUCAAGAGCCGGCCGCAAGUAACAAGUGCUUGUGCAGGACAAUCAUUAGAGAAGAUGGUGCAGUUUACCACUAUCCUUUCAACUUUGGCAAAAAAUAUUUCUAUUAGGAGUGGUAGAAAGAGUAGAGUUGGUGUUGGGAGGGAAGCCGCAGAUACUUUGGCCAAGGAAGCAAGAAAAAAUGAAAUGAUGUUGACUUCUUCUGGCAUUGUCAAUGCAAACAGGACCAGUAAUAUGGCUUCAGCUUAUUCUAAGAAGGGGAAGAAAGGAAUAAAUCAGGAUCGCUUUAUUGUCUGGGAGGAGUUUGGAUGCCAAGAGGACAUGAUAUUCUGUGGCAUUUUUGACGGGCAUGGUCCUUGGGGACAUCUUGUGGCCAAGACAGUGAGGCAAUUGAUGCCAUCCUUUUUGCUGUGCAAUUGGCAAGAAACUCUUGCUCAAUUUGUCGUGAAACCUGAUAGUGAUGAAUUUGGAUCAUCAGAUGGACGCCGCUGCCAGUUUGACAUAUGGAAGCAGUCUUACUUCAAGGCUUGCUCAGCAAUUGAUUAUCAACUUGCUCAGCUUCCAGGGAUUGAUUCUUUUUAUAGUGGUUCAACAGCUUUGACAAUUGUCAGACAGGGUAAUCUCAUUGUUGUUGCAAAUGUUGGUGACUCUCGGGCUGUGUUGGCAACAACUUCUGAUGAUGGCAGCUUGGUUCCAAUUCAGCUUACUGUUGACCUGAAGCCUAAUUUACCUCAGGAAAGCGAGCGAAUUACACAGUCAAAUGGAAGGAUAUGUUCCUGUCAUGAUGAACCGGGGGUAUACAGAGUUUGGAUGCCAAAUGGAAACACACUUGAAGGCCCUGGAUUAGCAAUAUCAAGAGCCUUUGGUGACUACUACAUCAAAGACUUUGGUCUAAUUUCUGAACCAGAAUUAACACAGAGAAGGAUAACAGAUAGAGAUCAAUUUGCCAUUUUGGCAACAGAUGGUGUGUGGGAUGUCAUCUCUAACCAAGAAGCUGUGGACAUAGUAUCUUCAACACCUGAAAGGGAAGAAUCGGCUAAGAAGCUGGUAGAAUCAGCAGUCUGUGCAUGGAAACGCAAGAGACCAGGUAUCGCAAUGGAUGACAUAUCAGCCAUCUGCCUAUUUUUUCACGACUCUUGUCCCUCACAAGAAUUUGAUCCUUUGAAGCUUAGUAAGAAACUUGCAUGAAACACGAGGAGGAGGGAUGCAUUUGCUGCAGCCUCGCUUUCUUGAUGUAUAUGAAUUUGCUAUCAUUCCAGGCCUCUGUCUUUGUAAAUACGUAGGAACAGUUAUGAGCUGAAUGACCCGAAAACAUAAAAGUU
Messenger RNA from Coffea eugenioides, 1506 nucleotides. Its product is annotated as probable protein phosphatase 2C 34. NCBI's taxonomy places the organism in Eukaryota, Viridiplantae, Streptophyta, Magnoliopsida, Gentianales, Rubiaceae. Gene Ontology annotation, molecular function: protein serine/threonine phosphatase activity. Gene Ontology annotation, biological process: protein dephosphorylation. The coding region runs from base 242 to 1372 and encodes 376 amino acids. The record is from RefSeq and is a predicted model, not a curated record. The transcript has 6 exons.